This is a messenger RNA of Entamoeba dispar SAW760, 729 nucleotides long. RefSeq lists its product as uncharacterized. The transcript is spliced from 3 exons. NCBI's taxonomy places the organism in Eukaryota, Evosea, Mastigamoebida, Endamoebidae. The record is from RefSeq and is a predicted model, not a curated record. Bases 1 to 729 code for a protein of 242 amino acids.
AUGUUUUUAACACAACAAAAAGGGAACAUUUUUCUAAAAACAGAAAAGAAAAAGAAAAAUGGAACAAAAAGAAUUAUUAACGCAGCAAAGAGUCGUAAUUUUAAUCAUAUCAGUAAAAUAAUUGAGGUCACAAGCAUAUUUUUUUUUGAAAAGAAACUACUAAAAAGAAAGGUAUUUUUCUUGAUGGAUAAGAAAACAUACAUUGAACAAAGAAAUUAUCAAUCUAAAGUACGUGCAUUAUGUAUUGCACUAAUUAAUAGACAUGCUGAUAUAGAGAUUAAAAUUACAUCUAAACGCUCAAAGUUAACAUUACCAUUUUUGAAAAUAAAUACAAUAUCCUUUACUUCUGAAGACGUUAUUGAUUUAAAUAAAUUAAUAAAAAGAAGAACAUCUGAUUUAGCUGAAUUGGAUUUGGAACAUAAAAUACCUCAACAAUCAGCCUUAUACAGAAAAAAGAAAAAUAGUUAUAAAGAGUCUAUUAACUUUGUAGUUGACUUACUCAUAGAAUUAGGUUAUUGUAUUACCUUUUUUGAAACUAGUGGAAGAAAUAAAUCUUUAAAAGUUGAUACUAUUACUAGUAUUCAAAAGGAUGGUGAAACAUUUACUUCCUCUCAGUUAGAAAGAAUUGGACAAACACUUUGUAUUAAUCUUGUUGAAAGAAUUGGUUCAAAUAAUACACUCUUUCUAAGAAAAAAUGAUUUUAAACUUAUUGCAAUGACUUAUGCUUGA